UAUUUAAGUAGCCGGUUGGGCGAGGAUAAUUUCAUCGCUAAAAUGGGGUUGACAGAAACUGUGUGUGUUACAGGCGCCAGUGGCUUCAUUGGCUCAUGGGUCGUUCGUUUGCUCUUAGAGCGUGGUUAUACUGUCCAUGGCACGGUUCAGAACCUUGAAAAUUGGAAGGAAACUCAACAUUUGGAGGCAAUGGAAGGGGCGAAAGAAAGGUUGAAAUUGUUUCAGAUGGAUUUGAUGGAUUAUCAAUCAAUUGAAGCGGCCAUUAAUGGCUGCGCUGGUGUUUUUCAUCUGGCAAUGCCCAAUACUAUUGAGGCCGUGCAGGAUCCAGAAAAGCAACUGAUGGACCCUGGGAUCAAAGGUACCCUGAACGUACUGGAAGCAGCCCACAAAGCUAAAGUAAAGCGGCUGGUGCUGACCUCCUCUGUAUCUGCUUUCGUUCCCAACCCAAAGUGGCCUGCUGACACCCCCUUGGAUGAGACAUCCUGGACUGAUAUAGACUACUGCAAACAAAAUGGGAUUUGGUAUCCUGUAGCAAAAACACUGGCUGAAAAGGUAGCUUGGGAAUUUAGCAAAGAGAAAGGGUUGGAUGUAGUUGCCAUCAACCCAGGGACUGCUUUGGGUCCCUUUCUCCCUCCUGAUUUCAAUGCCAGCUUGGCCAUGAUCGUCCGCCUAGUCAAUGGUAACACAGAGGAGUACCGUAAUUUUUAUAUGGGUUGUGUUGAUGUAAGGGACAUUGCAAAAGCCCAAGUACUACUAUAUGAAACACCCUCUGCAUCAGGGCGGCACUUGUGUGUUGAAUCUAUAACACAUUGGAGCGACUUUGCAGAGUUGACAGCGAAACUAUAUCCAGAGUAUAAUGUGCCCAAGUUCACAAAUGUAACUCAGCCAGCUUUUUAUGCUAAAUGCUCUGAUUGCAGGUUCACAAAUGUAACUCAACCAGGGUUGGUACGUGUGAAGAAUGCACCCAAGAAGUUGAUUGAUCUUGGGGUCGAGUUUGCGCCAAUGGAGCAGAUCAUUAUAGAUUCGGUUUCAUCACUGCAAGACAAGGGUUUUCUGAAGUAAUGAAAAUAAUUCCGUAAAUGUAUUUCCUGCCUGUUAGUCUUAUUUUUUUAUAGUUUGUUUCAGUGUUUUCUGAAUGGAGAUUUGCCUUACGUAGUUGGCAAAUGUAAACAACAUUUGAUGUUUUAAGGUUUAUAUAUGACUUGGAUUUCCUUAAA
Molecule: messenger RNA, 1217 nt
Organism: Cryptomeria japonica (Japanese cedar)
Lineage: Eukaryota; Viridiplantae; Streptophyta; Pinopsida; Cupressales; Cupressaceae
Product: cinnamoyl-CoA reductase 1
Exons: 6
Coding region: 43-1062 (339 amino acids)
Molecular function (GO): oxidoreductase activity, acting on the CH-OH group of donors, NAD or NADP as acceptor
Source: RefSeq, a predicted model, not a curated record